AUGGCAAUCAACGGGGAUGUUGCGUCACUGCCCAAGGCAGAUUCACCAACAGGCUCCCCUCGAUUAUCCUCCGUGUCGCUCCAAGCAGCGGCCACGAUGAACGCCGGCCUCCAGCGCGAGCCUUCCCGUCGAUCAUCCAGCAGCUCGCUGGCGCGCAAUAUAUCCUCGCCGGCCACCACUAGCCAUCGACGAUCGACUGUGCUCAUGAACCUGCAGCUGAACGACCCGUCCAUUCCGGCACCGGGGGAGAUGGCACACGAGCGCUCCAGAUACCACACAUCGAGCCCCCAGCCUCUGUCGGGGUCGCCGCUGACGGCCGAUCCGCAUCAUCACAGGGCUCCCAGCCUGGGGGAACUGCAUCAGGAACUCGAGGCCGAACAAGAAGGACAUGUGAAUCGGCUGCUGCAAAUGAUUCGACAGCAGCAACUGGAACUGCAGCGACUGCAAGCUACGCGGCCAGGAAACAGCAGCGACUCCAACGGAGACGACAGUGCCGUCGCGGAAACGCCCACCAGAGCAAUUCACGGCACGGCUGCACCCCCAAACGCGGCGGCUGGGUCGUUUGCACGGUCCCCCGGGUUUCCACGCGGAUCCAUGGAAAUGGCGCGCGCCGAGAUGCAUCAUCGCAGGUCUCGGACCCCAAGCCGCGGCGCGUCGCCACGAUUGCGAGCCACGUCGAUGAGCCAGGAAAGCGGAGACUGGGUUCUCGGGGGCCGGGACGAAAGUGCCUUUUAUCAAGCAGAGACACAAAUGCUGACGCGAGAAAAUCAAAUGCUCCGCCACCGAAUUCGAGACCUGGAGAAACAACUUGCCGAGGCGGUGCCGGGUUCAGCGACGGGAACAGAGCCGUCGGUGCCGUCCCAGCUGACCAGGACGUCCACGGUCGCGGAAGAGAGAGGAGCCGAGGCUGAGACCAAGGACGCGUAG
Ustilaginoidea virens is the source of this 927-nucleotide messenger RNA. RefSeq lists its product as uncharacterized. Lineage: Eukaryota; Fungi; Ascomycota; Sordariomycetes; Hypocreales; Clavicipitaceae. The coding region runs from base 1 to 927 and encodes 308 amino acids. The record is from RefSeq and is a predicted model, not a curated record. The transcript is spliced from 4 exons.